Molecule: messenger RNA, 3491 nt
Organism: Neoarius graeffei (lesser salmon catfish)
Lineage: Eukaryota; Metazoa; Chordata; Actinopteri; Siluriformes; Ariidae
Gene: st6gal2b
Product: ST6 beta-galactosamide alpha-2,6-sialyltranferase 2b
Exons: 7
Coding region: 1503-2711 (402 amino acids)
Molecular function (GO): sialyltransferase activity
Source: RefSeq, a predicted model, not a curated record
UAGGCUGAAAACAUAUCUGUUUAGUCAAGCCUUUUGUUAAUGGUGUUUAUGAGGUAAAGGAGUAGAUCUGGAGGGUCCUCAGACAGUGUUUUGGUAAACUGGGAUGUAUGGAUGCUGUCAGUCCCCACUCGCUUGCUCACUCGAGUUUGUUGAUGGUGUAGUGGCUGGCUGCUUUAUGUCCCGGGGCUCCCUCAUGCCUGUGUUACCUUUUGGCUCCCUCCUUUUAGUUAUGCUGUCAUAGUUAGUUGCCGGAGUCCCUGCUUGUACUCGGUGCAAUAUGUAUACUGUUCCUACUUAUUCAGGUGACAUUGGGCAUACCUAACCAUCUGUAUUUUCUUUCCCUCCCCCCACCCCAAAUCUGUCCCUCUGAGUUACAUGGAGUCAACAGGAAAUCUUUUGGUGGAGAGGGUAGAGACCUCGACUGGCUAUCGUAGCCUGCAGGGAAUCGGCCGUCAGACAUUGUCGCAUGUCCCAGACCCGGUGAAAUGUAACUGAAUUGUCUUGGCCAGCCCUAAGGGUCCCAUCUGCAUCUCAUCAUUGCUGAGGAGUGUGCUCCCAUCACCCAAUCAAGCAUCCAGCCAGAGCAGGUCAUGAUAUAUUUUACCAUAUUAACAUGCCAUUGUUGUGUGUUAUGCCUGAUGUAAAGACUCUCGUCUCUGCGAGCCUACCACACAGAUUUAAUACUUGUCAUUUUUAGGGCAUACCUAACAACGUGUUUUCUUUCUCUCUCUCUCUCUCUCUCUCCCCCCCCAAUCUGUCCCUCUGAGUUACAUGUUGAUCCUGGGAUUGAGAUGCUGGCCUCUUCUGCCCCUCAGACCUGCUUGAUCCAUCCUGGUGCCCUGUGUCUGGUCGGAGUUUUAUCGCAUCGCUCCUGUGAAGGACGGCCCCAUGAGGAAAGUUGAGGGUUAUACCUGUUAAAACUGUUAAUAUUAUAGUCAGGCUGUCUGGUGUUGCCCAAAUGAGGAUGGGUUCCCUUUUGAGUCUGGUUCCUCUCGAGGUUUCUUCCUCAUGUCGUCUGAGGGAGUUUUUCCUUGCCACCGUCGCCACAGGCUUGCUCAUUGGGGAUAGAUUAGGGAUAAAAUUAGCUCAUGUUUUAAGUCAUUCAAAUUCUGUAAAGCUGCUCUGCGACAAUGUUUAUUGUUAAAAGCGCUAUACAAAUAAACUUGAUUUGAUUUGAUAUCUGGAAAGACCAGCUCACUGGCACAUAUGUGCCCAAACUGUGAGUCAAAUCUCACAGUAGAAGCUGAAAUAAGAAAGAAUGAAAGCAAACCCUUUCAAUGGCACUAUUAAAAGGGGGAAUGGCAACUAACCAUGCCUGUUUCUUAAAUAUAUACCAUAUUUUGUUUAAUUAAGGGUAAUUUUGCCCAAAUCUCAAAACAUGACAACAUGAAAUAAGCAUGCGGCAGCAGAGUGACAGUGUACAAGUGGCAGGGGGAAACGGCACAAAGUGGCAUCUGUUUCAGAGAUUGAACUCUGAGGCGAUCCUAGCUUGGUAGUACAGUAUGAAGAAGAGGCAACAUCAGAUGCUGUUUUUAGUGGGUGUAGUAGCCUGGGUGCUGCUCUUCUUUAUUGUCUUCUACCAGAGCACAGACUCUAACUUGAUUUUCUUCCACGCUUAUGUACCCUUCACUUCUGUCUGGGGCAGCAUGAGGCCCAUUGUUGCCCCAUAUGUGGAAAACAACACCAGCACUGAACAGCUAAAUUUGAGUGUAGAUGAGUCUUGGGCAGAUAAAGUGCUUAGAGGACUAUGGAUGGGCUGGGCAUCUUCUGACAUGCUAAGUUCAGAUCUUCAGAAUGCCAAGAAGAACUAUACUACUAUCAACCAAUACAAGGUGAACUACACAGGACACUGGAAGAAGCAGAGGGACAGGAAGAAGCUCCUAUGCCAUUUGAAGCAGCAGUACCUGUUCAGGACACUGAAUGGAUCUGAGGAGCCCUUCGCCAGCCUGGGAUGGCAGACGCUGGUGCCUCAUCAACCUUUGGAACAGGCUAUUAAUGGCCCCUACAGGACAUGUGCUGUGGUUUCCUCGGCUGGUGCCAUUCUCAACUCAUCCCUGGGUACAGAGAUUGAUUCUCAUGAUGCUGUAGCUCGGUUCAAUGCUGCUCCAACUGAGGGCUAUGAGAAUGAUGUGGGCAGCAAGACCACCAUCCGCAUCAUCAACUCACAGAUUAUGGCUGAUCCACAGCAUAGGUUUACUGAAAGUCAUCUCUUUAAGAAUAUUACACUUGUGGCAUGGGACCCUGGUUCAUAUUCUGGCAACCUUGAAAAGUGGUACAAGAACCCAGAUUAUGACCUGUUCACAUCAUAUAUUGAGCACAGAAAGAGAUUUCCAUCACAGCCCUUCUACAUCCUGGAUCCAGCCUUCCUCUGGAACCUGUGGGACAUUCUUCAGAGCAACACAGAAGAGAACAUCCAUCCCAAUCCACCCUCAUCAGGAUUUAUAGGCAUCAUUUUGAUGAUGAGCAUUUGCAAGAAUCUUGAUGUCUACGAGUUCAUCCCAUCCAAAAGACAGACAACUCUGUGCCACUACUAUGACCAAUCCCAUGACUUUGCCUGCACAUUGGGAGCAUAUCACCCACUGCUUUAUGAGAAGCUCCUCAUCAGAAGAUUGGCCACUGUUUCUUUGGAAGAACUUAUGACAAAGGGCAAGGUCACUCUCCCAGGAUUUAGUCAAAUAACCUGCUCAGAAAACCAAGAGAUAGCAGCAUAAACUCAGAGCUCAUUUAAAACCACUUCUUUAGUAAUAGCUUUAUUCUGGUCAGGGUCAUGGUGAACACAAACACUGGGCACAAUUGGGCAGGGAUACACUCUGGAUGGCAUGAGUGGAUUGCCCAUUGGGAAUACCGGGAGUUUUACUGAUUGGCCGCUAGACAAUUGGGCCAAUAAACCAUUAAAGUUGAGACAAAAAAAUGGGGUUGAAAAUCAAUUGGUGUGCACCUUGAUCGACUGACCUAUAGUGUUGUGUGGUUACUGGCCCAGAUGGGGUGGGGCAGGGCCAUUUUAACAUGAUUGGCUAUGGUCAACAAAAUAGUUUCACAUAUACCUACCUCAUAGCCAGUUAACUUCAGUCCACAUGGGUCUAUCCCACCCCCUUUCCCAUUGAUGUUAUCAAUUAGACACUCCACCACAAAACUUAAAGGUUCUGUCUGCAAAAUUGAAUUCUGGGCAAAAAUGCUAUAUUUCUAUUGCUAUUGGAGUUUCAAGAUGUUUUGUGUUGAUUUGAGUUGAAAUUGAUGAGUUGUGCUGCUGCACACACCAUGUAUCCUAUGUGUAAAUGUGUUGCUGAGAUGAAAUGCAUCCUGCAUUUUACGAUUCCAGAGAUUGCUGAAGCAAGUGAGUAACAAUAUCAUGUGACCACCGUAAGGGGAGUUUGACCUACUUUUAACCAAAACAAGUCAGCAGGGGCAAACAUGGCGGACUCUGCUCUCCCUAUAGCUAAAAGCCAGCAGAAAAGAAAAAUAAAAUAUGAAAGCAAAUCAGCUAGAAAGCA